AUGGAACCCGAAGACGCUGCCGACGGAGCCACCAUCGAGGAGGACGAGAUCUACGCGAACGGCGGCGCCGGCGAGCCGCAGCGGCAUCGCCCGAUCAUCAGCGGCGAGCAGCUCGAUGUCGAGGCGUACGCUGCGCUGUACGCCGGCCGGACGAAGAUCAGCCGCCUCCUAUUCAUCGCCGAGAAGUGCGGCGUCGCGUCCAUGGAGCUGGAGGCCCUGCGGUUGGCGUACGACGAGAUUAAGAAGGGGGAGAACACGCAGCUGUUCAGGGAGGUCGUGACGAGGAUUGGCGGGAGGCUGGGCCCGAAUUACGGCCCAGAUAACGCCUGGGCCGAUGCUAUGGACCGGAGGGCUGAGCUGAGGAAGGAGAAGCUCGAGAACGAGCUGAAUGCUUACAGGACAAACUUGAUCAAAGAAAGCAUUCGAAUGGGAUACAAUGAUUUUGGAGAGUUCUACUAUGUGCAUGGUCAACUUGGUGAGGCAUUCAAGAAUUAUGUCCGGACACGUGACUACUGCACCACGUCGAAGCAUAUUAUUCAAAUGUGCCUGAAUGCAAUCUUAGUUAGCAUUGAGAUGGGUCAGUUCACGCAUGUUACGAGUUACGUUAGCAAGGCCGAGCAAAGUCAAGAUGCUCUGGAUCCUGUUACAGUUGCGAAACUGCGUUGUGCUGCUGGAUUGGCUCAUUUGGAAGGGAAGAAGUAUAAGCUUGCUGCAAGAAAGUUCCUGGAAACUGGCCCUGAACUGGGGAACAAUUACAAUACUGUAAUCGCACCUCAAGAUGUUGCAACCUAUGGCAGUCUAUGCGCACUUGCAAGCUUCGAUCGUGCAGAACUGAAGAGCAAAGUCAUUGACAACAUCACCUUCAGGAAUUUUUUAGAAUUGGUUCCUGAAAUAAGGGAGUUGAUCAAUGAUUUCCAUACUAGCCACUAUGCUUCCUGUCUGGAGUAUCUCGGGAAUCUCAAGGCAAAUUUGUUACUCGAUAUCCAUUUACACGACCACGUCGAGACUCUGUACGAGCAAAUACGAAGCAAAGCCCUCAUCCAAUACACGCUCCCUUUUGUCUCUGUCGACCUCCGUAUGAUGGCAAAUGCAUUCAAUACAAGUGUUACGGGCCUGGAGAAGGAGCUUGAAACUCUCAUCACCAAAGACCAAAUACAGGCUCGUAUAGACUCUCAUAACAAAAUUCUAUAUGCUCGGCAUGCGGAUCAGAGGAACGGGACAUUCCAGCGUGUUUUGCAGACUGGCAACGAAUUUGAUCAGGAAGUGAGGGCCAUGCUUCUGAGGGCAAACCUCAUAAAACAUGACUUUAACCAGAAGGCAUCAUCCAGGAAGCACUAG
Messenger RNA from Striga hermonthica, 1338 nucleotides. NCBI's taxonomy places the organism in Eukaryota, Viridiplantae, Streptophyta, Magnoliopsida, Lamiales, Orobanchaceae. The record is from the annotation of a GenBank genome assembly.